Messenger RNA from Hyaloscypha bicolor E, 1076 nucleotides. RefSeq names its product snare-like protein. The coding region runs from base 215 to 862 and encodes 215 amino acids. Lineage: Eukaryota; Fungi; Ascomycota; Leotiomycetes; Helotiales; Hyaloscyphaceae. Gene Ontology annotation, cellular component: SNARE complex; endoplasmic reticulum-Golgi intermediate compartment; endoplasmic reticulum membrane. The record is from RefSeq and is a predicted model, not a curated record. The transcript is spliced from 4 exons. Gene Ontology annotation, biological process: retrograde vesicle-mediated transport, Golgi to endoplasmic reticulum; endoplasmic reticulum to Golgi vesicle-mediated transport; vesicle fusion with Golgi apparatus. Gene Ontology annotation, molecular function: SNAP receptor activity.
CCUCUUCCAAAGCUUUCCCCUGAAGCCCCCAACCUUCGUUGAACAAAGACCAUCAAUCUCUUUGAAGUCCCUGGGCUCCUGUGUGACCGGGGGGUGCAGACCAUUUCAAAACUCCAGAUUGCGACAGAUCAUGGUCCACAUGCUGUCUUGAGCUUUCCAAGUCCUCACGGUUCUGUCCUGUUUCCAGAGAGAGCUGCAGAUCUAGAGAGUCAAGAUGAUCAAGUCAACUCAAAUAGCCCGGCUGGAUGGCCUCAUGCUCUGCGCGUCCGUCGAUGAUGAACAUGCCGAAUCGGACCUCUCUGAGAUCAAGUCUCAAGUCAAGCUGGUCCUCCGUCGACUCACUCGAAAUUCCGAAUCACAAGCCAGCAUCGAAAGCGGCCAAUACACACUCCACUACCUCAUCUCCCAAGACAUAGUCUACAUGUGCAUCAGCGAGCGCUCCUACCCGCGCAAGCUCGCCUUCACCUACCUCUCCGACCUCUCUACCGAAUUCAGCACCACCUAUCCCUUGCAGCAAGUCCUCUCCUCCACCAUGCGCCCCUACGCCUUCAUGGAGUUCGACACCUUCAUCUCGCGCACCAAAGCCACCUACUCCGACUCGCGCGCCACGCAGAACCUCGACAAGCUGAACGACGAGCUGCGCGACGUAACCAAGGUUAUGACCAAGAAUAUCGAGGAUCUGUUGUAUAGGGGAGAUAGUCUGGAGCGCAUGGGACAGGUGAGCAGUAGGUUGAGAGAGGAUAGUGCCAAGUAUAGGCGUGCGGCGGUGAGAAUUAAUUGGGAACUGCUGCUCAGCCAGUACGGACCGUUUGCUGGUGUUGGUCUCUUCAUUUUAAUUUUCAUUUGGUGGCGAUUCUUUUGAAUCUCGUCUGCUGCCAUUUGACUACACAAAUGAGAAAAGACACACUAUAGCUUUGUACAACAUAGGAUGAUGGAUCGAGGAAAUGGCUUGUAUACCACACUCGUGGCUAAGAUAUACGGCUUUUUCACCAUGCGAUAUGGCAUAGGCACGGAAACGAAGAGAAGCCAGGGACCCAGUUCUCUGCAAAUGAUUCCCCAAGAAGCUUUGCUUUCCG